AUGGCUGGCUCUUCAUCUCUCAAAACCCUCAACUCCCUUCAUAUUUUCUCCAUGAAAACUUCUUCUUCCUUUAGCUCCAUGAAAAUGAAAACCCUACUGCAAACUUUCAUUCUCUCACACUUGUACCGCAUUGCUCGUGCUCUCGCGAAAGCUAAAGCAAUUCUAGUUGAAGUUCUUAAAGAUCUUCAACUGGUUCACUUUAUACAAUUCCCAGCCUUGAAACGAAACAAGAAUAAGCACAAACUCUUUUUUGGUUCAUUUCGAUUGCACUACAAUUGGUGUUCUUCUCAUGUCAUGCCGGUGCUGGAAGGUUGCUCCGCUGAUCAUGAUUACUAUGAUUCCACCAGGAAUUCGAUUAUUCCUACGCCUGAGCACGAGGGUUCAGAGCUUUCGGCGUAUCUCCGGUGGCUUGAGGAGAAGAGUCAUGAGAAUCCCAGCAAUGAAAUUGAUCGACUUGCCGAUUUGUUCAUUCAGAACUGCCAUGAGAAGUUCAGGUUGGAGAAACAAGAGUCUUACAGGAGAUUCCAGGAAAUGAUGGCUAGAAGUAUAUGA
Molecule: messenger RNA, 552 nt
Organism: Fraxinus pennsylvanica
Lineage: Eukaryota; Viridiplantae; Streptophyta; Magnoliopsida; Lamiales; Oleaceae
Source: the annotation of a GenBank genome assembly